CCCAAAUCCAUGACUUCCAAAUCUCUAAUGAACAGACAGCCACGAAUCUUAGCUUGGAAAUAUCCUAUGCAUUCUCUUCAGGAAGUCCUUCUCUAAAUUCCUGAAUUUCUGAUAAACACUUCAAUCCAAACUCGUCAAACCUUUGACGACUUCAAGCCAUUGCAAGCCUUCGUCGUGCCGACUUCAUAUUCACAUGGCACGGAGGGAUAUCGGUAAUCCUUAUAUGAUUCUACACUUCGCCGCUAUUUUGUCGAUAUACCUCAUGCGGGUCAGGCGCACUGAUGCAGCCCAUUUACUUUAUCCGCCCUCCUAUACCCCCAUCAUAUCUUCAACAACGUACAACAUUGCGCUAUUCCUGUCUCCUGGUCAUGCAUCAGCGAAGGGGCCGGUAAAUUCUUCUAAUGGAUGAUAACAAGCCAUGAUCUCGUUAAUCAUCCAAAUGGAUCAUCUUCGACACUUCAUGGCCCCAUGAGCUCCGAUUUUUUGCCGCAUGUAUAUCUGUGAGUGGGUUGGGCGUUCAUCUCGGUGCUAUUGUUGUUCCCUCUCAGCGUUAUCACCAAUGUCCUAUGGUCCAGCUGCUCGCCCCUAUGCACGACUUGAGGAUUCUCCCUUCACCCCGCAUCUGUUCUUGCUAUGGUCUAUCGAAGUACUUUCCUCCCCUGGAACGUAAUAUCACAAAGAAGUUCGUCGUGUGUUCCCCGUC
Heterobasidion irregulare TC 32-1 is the source of this 703-nucleotide messenger RNA. RefSeq lists its product as uncharacterized. The record is from RefSeq and is a predicted model, not a curated record. NCBI's taxonomy places the organism in Eukaryota, Fungi, Basidiomycota, Agaricomycetes, Russulales, Bondarzewiaceae. The transcript has 3 exons. Bases 194 to 409 code for a protein of 71 amino acids.